This is a messenger RNA of Mollisia scopiformis, 789 nucleotides long. RefSeq lists its product as uncharacterized. Bases 1 to 789 code for a protein of 262 amino acids. The transcript has a single exon. The record is from RefSeq and is a predicted model, not a curated record. NCBI's taxonomy places the organism in Eukaryota, Fungi, Ascomycota, Leotiomycetes, Helotiales, Mollisiaceae.
AUGUCGCGUAUGAUGAAGGGCAUGCAGGAAGAGUUAUGGGAAGAGAUUAAGGAAAGCGUGCAUAAGGAAGGGCGGGAUGAGUGGGAGUUGGUUGCUCGAUUCUUGUCAAACCGCUGUCCUAGUGGCAUGAUCUUUGACUUGCUAGCCGAACAAUACUUUCGUAUAUUGUUCGAGGAUCUUGUGAAGGGAGUCGUUGCCAAAAGGAAUGGAUUGGCUGUUCCAACUUUGACGUUAGUGCAAGAACUCAAGGACUCGAGACGUGUGGAGGACGAAUUGUCUCCCGAAUAUGUGAGUUGGGCGAUCUCCGUUCUGGAUCACACAGAGCUUGCCAAACAGUGCAAAGACUGGCCACGAGAUCAGACAAUCAAAGACUUCCGAUCUAUGUUCAAGAGUUGCAUGCAGGAAUUUGUGGAGGAUUUGGACGACACUAGCAGUGAUAGUACUGCAUCUCUGAUACUUUUGAAAGGAAAUAAACUCGUCAACAUCCAACCUGUGGCAAUCGAAGACUUGCGUCGAAUGGGUUGGCAUCGCCAGAAGCUCCACGGCGGGUUUUGGCGAUAUCAACGGAAGCUUGUGAAAGUAUCAACAGCUUGGCAGAAAUACUUGGGUAUGGAUGCUGAAGUUUUUGGUGGGAAAUACUGCUUUGAUGUUAUACUGAAAGUAAGAAUGGAUGGGGAGGUGAUUGGAAUAUCCACACCAGACGGGGUUCUCAAUUGGGCUGACGACUGGAACAUGCUUUGCGAUUCUCUUCAGGAUUUGGACCCAUCUGAUUUCAGCUGGGCUGUGUAA